Cyclospora cayetanensis is the source of this 1083-nucleotide messenger RNA. RefSeq lists its product as uncharacterized. The transcript is spliced from 12 exons. Lineage: Eukaryota; Apicomplexa; Conoidasida; Eucoccidiorida; Eimeriidae. Bases 1 to 1083 code for a protein of 360 amino acids. The record is from RefSeq and is a predicted model, not a curated record.
AUGCGAUUCCUUAUCCCCCUGUUCCUCGGCGGAUGCGCCAACGCCAGCCAAGUUACUGCAGACAACUCUUUGCCCUCUAGCGCCGCAACAGCACUGGAAGACACAGUAAACGGAGUCAAGACUACACUAAACUUUGCCGGAAAAUACACGAACAGUUGCUUUUCCGUCGCUAAUUCCCUUUGUUUCGGUGGAACACAGCAAAUAGUAUCCGGGAACUCUGUACCAGAAGGUCUUGUAGCAUGGCUAACCUUCGACCACCUCUACUCAGCUGAUCAAAGUGGAAAUGGCAACCACAUGCACAGGACUGCGCGCGCUGGACCAUCCCAUAAUGGACGCGGUGCUAGUGCUGCAUUUGUUAAGGGUGCUAGUAGCACAAUUAAGUCCAGCCCGACGCUAGAGUCGUCAGAUUUCACACUCUCCUUUUGGAUGUACUUAUUGAGCGAUUCAAAUGGCCUUUUCCGCAACAUUGUAUCGAAAGGGGGCGAGUUAUCCCAAACACCAUCAAUCCUUCUGUACCCUGAUAGCCGAAGGCUCUCUGUUCGAGUCUCAACGGACGACAGUCACUCCGAAGGAAUGCCGUCAACCGGGAGCCUUCCACUCAGGAGAUGGACUCACAUUGCUGUGACCGCAUCAGAGAAUAGGCUCAAGCUCUUUUUAAACUUCCUUCGGGGCAGCGUGGUGCCAAACGCUGAGGAGAUUGUCGUUGGUGCAUCUGUCGAGAAUCCCGGCUUUGAGGGUUAUAUUGAUGACUUCCGCUUCUACAACCGGGGGCUUCCUGAUCACGAAAUAUCGGCUAUGACUAUGCCUGCACUGACUGGUGUGCCUGAUCCUGAGUUUGUUUCCCUUGGAUGUGAUUCCUGCGGAUACGAUUUCGCAAUGAACUCGAACAUGUGUGGCGAGCCAGCGGCCCACCUAUGCUCGCUACAAGAGUUGUACCAGGGAGGCAUCCACGUGGCGCGAAUCAAUGGACUGCUAAAUGCCAAAACGAACCUGUGGCACAGCGAUAUGACAGCUGGGGAAAUGGGCUUGAAUGAGCGCCGCAUGGGCCUCUGCUGUGCAUCCAGAGGCUCCUCAAAUGCGUAA